UUACGACAGUUGCUUUGUGGCAGCGCCGGAGGAGGAAGAUGGCGGCCACCUUAGUAGCGGCUCGGGGAGCGGGGCCGGCACCGGCCUGGGGGCCAGAGGCCCUAGCCCCGGACUGGGAAAACCGGGAAGUCUCCACAGGGACCACAAUUAUGGCUGUGCAGUUUGACGGGGGCGUGGUCCUGGGGGCCGACUCGAGAACAACCACGGGGUCCUACAUCGCCAAUCGAGUGACUGACAAGCUGACUCCCAUUCAUGACCACAUUUUCUGCUGCCGCUCGGGCUCAGCAGCUGAUACCCAGGCAGUCGCUGAUGCUGUCACCUAUCAGCUUGGUUUCCACAGCAUUGAACUGAAUGAGCCCCCCCUGGUACACACAGCAGCCAGCCUCUUCAAGGAGAUGUGUUACCGGUACCGGGAAGACCUGAUGGCAGGGAUCAUCAUCGCUGGCUGGGACCCUCAAGAAGGUGGACAGGUGUACUCCGUCCCCAUGGGGGGUAUGAUGGUGCGGCAGUCCUUUGCCAUCGGAGGCUCUGGGAGUUCAUACAUCUACGGCUACGUGGACGCCACCUACCGGGAAGGCAUGACCAAGGAAGAGUGUCUGCAGUUCACUGCCAACGCUCUCGCUUUGGCCAUGGAGCGGGACGGCUCCAGUGGUGGGGUGAUCCGCCUGGCAGCCAUCGCCGAAUCAGGGGUGGAACGCCAGGUGCUUCUGGGAGACCAGAUACCCAAAUUCACCAUUGCCACUUUACCACCCCCCUGAACCCUGGAAUUCUAGAAUGCAGUAGGAGACACACCAUACAGAUAGGAAGUUUAAUAAACACUUUGUCAAAGAGA
Molecule: messenger RNA, 832 nt
Organism: Lepus europaeus (European hare)
Lineage: Eukaryota; Metazoa; Chordata; Mammalia; Lagomorpha; Leporidae
Gene: PSMB6
Product: proteasome 20S subunit beta 6
Exons: 6
Coding region: 39-758 (239 amino acids)
Cellular component (GO): proteasome core complex
Molecular function (GO): threonine-type endopeptidase activity
Source: RefSeq, a predicted model, not a curated record